Numida meleagris (helmeted guineafowl) is the source of this 4157-nucleotide messenger RNA. RefSeq names its product pyridoxal dependent decarboxylase domain containing 1 (gene PDXDC1). Gene Ontology annotation, biological process: carboxylic acid metabolic process. Gene Ontology annotation, cellular component: intracellular membrane-bounded organelle. Gene Ontology annotation, molecular function: carbon-carbon lyase activity; pyridoxal phosphate binding. The transcript has 23 exons. NCBI's taxonomy places the organism in Eukaryota, Metazoa, Chordata, Aves, Galliformes, Numididae. The coding region runs from base 184 to 2532 and encodes 782 amino acids. The record is from RefSeq and is a predicted model, not a curated record.
CGUUCAUCGUCCCUCCCGCAGUGGCCUCGUCAGCGCUGCCAGCGUGGAGCCGGCCUGGGCUGAGACGGAAGUUUCCGGUGGGGCGGCGGCGUGCAGCGGCGACCCCACCGACUAUGGACGCAACUCUGGAGAAGGUCUGCGGGGGCGGCUGCCGAGCAGGUGGUUGACCCUACUCUGGCAGAAAUGGGAAAGAAUCUGAAUGAAGCAAUGAAGAUGCUAGAAGACAGUCAAAGAAAAGUGGAGGAAGAAAAUGAAAAGAAGUAUGCACGGAAGGAUAUUCCUGGACCGCUGCAAGGCAGCGGCCAGGAUAUGGUGAGCAUACUUCAGUUAGUUCAGAACCUAAUGCAUGGUGAGGAGGAAGAGGAGUCUUCACAGGCCUACCGUUCCUCUGUUGUGGCUUGCAGACUUCAAAAUGUUGGUGAGCAGGGUCACAUGGCUCUACUGGGACAUAGUUUGGCUGCCUAUAUAUCAGUACUGGACAGGGAAAGACUGAGAAAGCUCACAACAAGGAUCCUUUCUGAUACUACUCUCUGGCUCUGCAGGCUUUUCAGGUAUGAAAAUGGGUCAGCUUAUUAUCAUGAAGAUGAUCGUGAAGGUCUCCUAAAAAUCUGUCGACUUGUUAUUCACACACGCUAUGAAGACUAUACAGUAGAAGGAUUUAAUGUGCUAUGUACUAAGCAGCCUGUUAUAUACAUUAGUUCUGCAGCUAGAACAGGCUUGGGCCAAGCUCUCUGCAAUCAGCUAGGGUUACCCCUCUCUUGCAUGUGCCGUGUGCCUUGUAACACUAUGUUUGGAUCUCAACAUCAAAUGGAUGUUGCUUUGUUGGACAGAUUGAUUAAAGGUGAUGUUGAGUCUGGAAAACUGCCUUUGUUGCUUGUGGCUAAUGCUGGGACACCAGGUGCUGGGCACACAGAUAAACUUGGGCGGCUGAAGGAACUUUGUGAGCAGUAUAAUGUGUGGCUCCAUGUAGAAGGUGUGAAUUUGGCGACUUUGGCUUUGGGCUAUGUCUCCUCUUCUGUACUGGCAGCUGCAAAAUGCGACAGUAUGACUCUUACUUUGGGUUCGUGGCUGGGCCUGCCGGCUGUACCUGCAGUGACGCUCUACAGACAUGAGGAUCCUUCUUUGUCCUUAGCAGCUGGGCUGACAUCGAGUCAGCCUGUAGAAAAACUUCGUGCCCUGCCACUGUGGCUCUCCUUGCAGUACUUAGGCCAUGAUGGGAUUGUGGAGAGGAUAAAGCAUGCUUCACAACUAAGUCAAAGGUUGCUGGAAAACUUGAAAAACCUGGAUUUCAUUAAAACUUCGGUUGAAGAUGAACUGAGUUCACCGGUGGUGGUUUUCAAGUUCUUCCAGAAAUAUUUAAAUAGAGAUCAAACACUACAUGCUGCACAGACCUCAGCUACUCAGCACCCCAUAAUAAAUAAUGAACGACACAUUAAUGACACUUUCAAUCAGUGGCUAGGAGAGCAGUUGGCACAGCUGGUUCCUGCCAGUGGGGUUGAUGUGGUAGAACUGGAAGAUGAAGGCACAUGUGUGCGUUUCAGCCCAUUAAUGACUUCUGCAGUUUUAGGAACUGAAAUACAAGAUAUUGAUCAGUUAGUAGACUGCUUAAAAAUGAAGAUACCAGUACUGACAAGUACGCUGCAACUGAGAGAGGAGUUUGAGCAAGAAGUGAGAAGAACAGUAGACCUGUUGUAUAUUGAAGAUCUCAGCUGGCCAGGAUUAGGUGUUGUAAGAUACAACUACCACAGUGAUGGGAAGAACGAUGACAAUCAAGAAAAAGAAUUAGAAAAAAUAAAUGCAGAACUUCUGAAAAAAUUAAAUGAACUGGAGUCGGAUCUCACUUUUUCUUUGGGCCCAGAAUUUGGAGGACAGAAGAACUGCAUUUAUAUUGGCAUGGUAGCUGAGGAUCUGGAUGUGUCGGAGUUAGCUGAAACUAUUGCAGCAACAGGCAGAGAAAUUGAAGAAAAUUCAAGAUUGUUGGAGAACAUGACUGAAGUUGUUAGAAAAGGGAUACAGGAAGCACAGCUUCAGCUUCAGAAAGCAAAUGAAGAACGACUUCUUGAAGAGGGGCUGCUACGACAAAUACCUGUAGUAGGUUCUGUGCUGAACUGGUUUUCUCCAUUCCAAGCCUCACCAAAAGGAAGAACAUUUAAUUUAACAGCAGGUUCUCUAGAAUCCACAGAAUCUACAUAUGUAUCAAAAGCCCAAGGCACGGGUACUACUCCGCCACCAACUCCUACUUCCAGCCUCACAAAGCAGAGGCAUCCUGGUCAGAAAAUUUUUAAAAGGUCUCUGAGAAAUUCUGAUGCAUUUAGUGAGACCAGUUCAGUCAGCCACUGUGAUGACCUGGAAAAGGUGGAUCAGAGACCCCCAACUCUGUCCCCUGCCCAAGAGCAAAGACCACUGGAGACAGAAAAAUCAGAGCUGCCCAAGGAAGUGCUCCAGGCAACAAGAAAAGAUACUGAGGACAUUCAAAGCGGCAAAUCAUCAAAUGACUGCAUGGAUGUGGAAGAACAAGAAAGUCAAAGAUAAAAACUAGACUCUGGAUUUAAGACUGUACAGAUAAAUCACAUGCCCUAGAAGGCAGGGUAUUUUAAUGAUGCAUUUAAAAUGUGAACAGUGCCACGCUAGUGCAGUAAUAGCUACUGUAACUUAAUAACUGGGAUUUUGCACAAAUAUAAAUUUUCCCCACACAGGAAAGAUUUGUCUUACUGUACACUUAUUACAGUUGCUUUAAUCCUGUACAUGUCAGUAUCAUCAAAGUUGUAGAGAGAUUUAUUAACUGCUUGUAAACACUUGUCAAAAAAAAAAUAGGCAUUUCCAGUUCCAGUAAGACUUCAAUCUUGACAGCAGUUGCUAACUCAGCAGCCAUGUACAAGAUUAAGAAUACAGUUGCACCCAGUAAUUGUAAAUUGAUCUUAUUUUAUGUGUAUGUUUUUAAGAAACUGCUUUUUCACUUUUUAUAUAAAAAAUUCAGUGUAACCUCUCCAGUAAAACAGCCUAGUCACACUAGUUCUAUUUUUGCUUUUUAACACUUUCAUGAAGAGCAUUGCCAAGCAGCUGUGGUGCAGUGACAGGGAUGGAUGCCUACAUGUGUAUAUAUAGGAGUCACUGAAUCGUACUUUGUCAUCACAUUUUUUUUUUCCUGCUGUUAUGUGACUUGAGCUGUUCAGCUGAGGCCCUGAGUACAGGACGACGUAAGUUAUUGAGUUUUAAGCAGUUUAGAAAGAAAUAGUGCCUCUGCAUGCCUAAAUGGCUUCUUGCUUCUACCACUGAAAAGAAUCUCCAACAUGUUUUUUUUUCCUUUGCAUGACAUUUAUAACACAUUUAUGUAGUAUUAACUGGACUCUCCUUGUAGUGUCUUCUUAAAGACAGUUACAGUAAAGCUUGAAAAAAAAAAACAACCCUAUAUUUGUGCUGAUUUCAACACUUAUUUUUGAAUAACUAACUUUACUAGGGUAGGAACUGUACAGAUUCACUGAAAACAUGUAGUUUAUUUACACUACAGCACAGGUUCAUAGUGUCCAGGACUACUUAAGGCACAAGUUAAGUUAAGGUUUGGAUACAUCAAAAGCUACAGUGUACAGAUCUUUCCUCUCCCCCCACACCCUCAACUGAAUUACUAUAGCUGCUUUGCUGCAACUUUUCAAAGCCUCUUGUGGAAACAAGAUCUUUUGGAAAGCUUGCUAUCCACAAGGCAUCUGAUUUUGGAGAAAACCUUUCUAUCUUUACACGGCUUGAUAGAAGUACUGUAGUUUGAUGUGUUCCUUUUUUCUAAAGGGUAUCAAUUUAAUAACUGUAAUGGUGGCAGGAUUAACUUUGAUCUGAAAAAUUAAGGGUUUUUUGAAUUGUAAUGUCACCUCAUUUGACUUUCAGCAUCUAAAUCCUGUGGGUAAAUUUUGCUCUUGGGGUAACUUAUGUAAGUCAGAGUGCAAUUUUUCUAAACUAGAAAAACAAUUCAGUUGACUAGUCUUCCUCAGCGAUUUCUUUGGUGCAAUGAAUAGGUUAAUAAGAGUAAUUUGUGGGGAAUAAAAUUAUCACCACAAUGAUUAAUUUUCUAUGUUUUUAUAUUUGGAAUUGUUAAACUGGUAGUUUUGGUGGAAUGAGCUUCAUUCUUCAGAUAUUAUCUGUUUCAAUAAAGAUUCUUCAAAUUAUUA